Molecule: messenger RNA, 3866 nt
Organism: Herpailurus yagouaroundi (jaguarundi)
Lineage: Eukaryota; Metazoa; Chordata; Mammalia; Carnivora; Felidae
Gene: ZNF404
Product: zinc finger protein 404
Exons: 4
Coding region: 976-2634 (552 amino acids)
Biological process (GO): regulation of transcription by RNA polymerase II
Molecular function (GO): RNA polymerase II cis-regulatory region sequence-specific DNA binding; DNA-binding transcription factor activity, RNA polymerase II-specific
Source: RefSeq, a predicted model, not a curated record
CCAAAGAUAAAAAUCAGCGGAGGCUUCCGCACUCUGACCAGAGCGGGACGCAACCCGCGGAGGGGAUGAGAGGUCUCCAGAAGAGAACAAUCCGGGAGAUGACAGGGCGUGUAGAGCCAGGAGUCUCAGGCCUGUGUCUGCGCGAGCAGCAGAGAUUUGUGUGCCCCCGAGAUGCGUGCGUGUGUGUAUGUGUGUGUGACAGCGUGUCUCCGUGACGUCGUCUGCGUUUGCAUGUCAGUGACAGAUACUUGAUUUGUGCUUAUUUAACUUCAUGGCUUAUGGGUGACCGACGGUUGUGUGGCCGUGUGGGUUGUCAUUGGAACGCACGGCUCUAGGCUCCGCGGAUCCUCCGCCCUGUGUCCUCACAGCCACUUGGGGACGGCCGCAGAUAAAAGAGGGAAGCCAGAUUCGGGGCCUUAGAAUGGAAGAAUGGAGAAUUACAGCAAGGUCACACAGACUUGAUCUUGAGAUGAGAUUUUUUUUUUUUUUUUUUUUUUUUUUUUGAAGCUCGAUGUGGCCCCAAGGCAGGCUUUUGGAAAGACCUGAUGAGGUCCCAGGAGUAGGAGUAGGAUCCCCCCUGGAAGCUCCUAGAGGUCACCUACAUGUUUCCUAACCACAGCAUUUCCAGAACUCCGGCCCCAGGAACAUGCUGUGAAUGGAGAUAGAUUCCACCCGAGACGUCAGUGAUCCUGGCCUCUCUCAUACUGGGAAGGUCAACACUGCCUUUCUACUCCCAGUCUGGUUGUGUGUGUGGGACUGGUGUUAGAAGUUACUGUGCUAUCCAAGAAAAUCCUGAUGUCUCAUGAUUGCUUUCUCUUUUCCCAGUGCUGCCAGUCUCUUAAAAAAAAAAAAAAAAGAUACUGAGAGCAAAAAGAAUUUUUGUUACACAUCUAAAAGUUAAAGUUCAGCUCUGGCUUCUCUGAACUCAGCUUCCCUAAUAGAGGAAACCUGAAGAAGACAGGUGGUUUGAAAACCAUGGCCCAGGUGCCAUUGACAUUCAGUGAUGUUGCCAUAGACUUUUCUCAGGAGGAGUGGGAAUGCCUAAAUUCUGAUCAGAGGGAUUUGUACAGAGAUGUGAUGUUGGAGAAUUAUACUAACUUGGUCUCACUGGACUUUGAUUUUACAACUGAGACCAACAAGUUAUCUUCAGAAAAAAGCAGUUAUGAAGUAAAUUCAUACCAUCGGGAGACAAUGAAAAGAAGUAAAACCUUCAACCUAAUGAGGUUUAUUUUCAGAAAUGACCCACAGUGCAGAAUUGAAUUUGGGAGAGAACAGGGACCCAACAUGGGAUGUUUUAGUCAAAUGACAUUUAUAAAACAUAUAUCUCUUCCUCUACAUCAGAGAAUUCACUCUAGAGAGAAAUCCUAUGAAUGUAAGGAAUGUAGGAGGGGCUUUAGAAAAAAAUCACACUUUACUGAACAUUUGAGAGACCAUAAUGGUGUAAGACCAUAUGAAUGUAAAGAAUGUGGAAAGGCCUUUAUAGUUCUCCAGCAUUUUAUUAGACAUAAAAAAAUGCACACUGAUUUGAAACCCUAUGGAUGUAAUGGAUGUGAGAAGGCCUUUAGGUUUUAUUCACAGCUUAUUCAACAUCAGAUAAUUCAUACUGGUGUAAAACCUUAUGAAUGUAAGCAAUGUGGGAAGUCUUUUAGACGUUAUUCUCACGUUACUGAACAUCAGAAAAUUCAUAUCGGUUUGAAACCCUAUGAAUGUAAUGAAUGUGGGGAAACUUUUAGAUUGUACCGACAUAUGUGCCUACAUCAGAAAAUGCAUCAUGGUGUGAAACCCUAUAUAUGCAAGGAAUGUGGGAAGGCUUUUGGUCAUCGCUCAAGUCUUUAUCAACAUAAGAAAAUUCAUUCUGGUGAGAAACCACAUAAAUGUAAACAAUGUGGAAAGGCCUUUGUUCGCAGCUAUCUACUUAUUGAACAUCAGAGAAGUCAUACUGGCGAGAAGCCUCAUGAAUGUAAGGACUGUGGAAAGGCCUUUAGUAGGGGCUCAAGCCUUCUUAAACAUAAGAGAAUUCAUAGUAGUGAGAAGCUCUAUGAUUGUAAGGAAUGCGGGAAGGCCUUCUGUAGAGGCUCUCAACUUACACAACAUCAAAGAAUUCAUACUGGUGAGAAGCCACAUGAAUGCAAAGAAUGUGGGAAGACAUUUAAGCUUCAUUCAUACCUUAUUCAACAUCAGAUAAUUCAUACUAAUUUGAAACCACAUGAAUGUAAACAAUGUGGGAAAGCCUUCAGUCGUGUUGGAGACCUUAAAACGCAUCAGUCAAUUCAUGCAGGGGAGAAACCAUAUGAAUGUAAGGAAUGUGGAAAAACCUUUAGACUUAAUUCUCAACUGAUUUAUCAUCAGACAGUUCAUACUGGUUUGAAACCAUAUGUAUGUAAAGAAUGUAAAAAGGCCUUUCGUUCUAUCUCAGGUCUUUCUCAACAUAAGAGAAUUCAUACUGGUGAAAAACCCUAUGAGUGUAAAGAAUGUGGUAAGGCCUUUAAUCGUAGUGAUCGUCUGACUCAGCAUCAGAGAAUACAUACUGGUGUGAAACCACACAAAUGUAAGGACUGUGGAAAGGCCUUUACUCAUUGCUAUCAACUUACCCAACAUCAAAGAUUUCAUAGUGGUGAGAAACUCUUGAUGUAGUGAGAGUCAGAAAGCCUUUUAGCCAUGGCACAUCCUUUACCAUUGUCACUAUUCCACCACCUAAUGAUGUUAUGGUAAAGAUUAAGUUAUUUAACAUAAAAAUAUAAAUGCUUAGAAAGGCAUCUGGCACAUAGUGUUUGUUUACUAAGUAUUGUGGUUUUUAAAUGAUAAUCACUAGUAUUACUGUAUAUAAAUUCAUGUGGAAGGAGGACUCUAUAAGCAUAUUUUUUUCAGAUAAUUCAUUCUGGACAAAAUCCCAUAGAAUAUAUUAAACAAGACCCUUUUUUAUUCAAAGCUCAACCCCUUGAAGGUUAAUAAGAAGAAACCCUGUGCCUUUAUUGAAUAUUGAGAAUUUAGCUGUUGAAAAACUAGAAAGUAGUUUGCAGAAACUUUUCUUACAAUCAAUCAAUUCUGUAAUACAAAUAACAUACAAUCCACAUUCCCUACAAUUGAAAUAAAUUAAAAACUAAUAAUUUGGUAGCCAAAGACAUACGUUGACUUGCAAAAGUGUUCCUCAAGUUUUUGAAAGUUUCCAAACUUACAUAAAAGGUACAGCAGUGUUACAAUGAUGUUUUUUUGCCCUCCACCUAGAUUCAAUAUCUAAUAUUUCUCUCUCUAUGUAUGAACAUGUAUAUGUACAGAUGCACAAAUACCACAUAUCAUUCUUAUUGCAUAUUGAAUGUAUUUUACAUAUAUCAUUUUGCUGUGUUUUUCAGUGAAUGUUUUAGAUAUCACUUCACCUCUAAAAAGUCAACAUACAAUUCUUAGAAUUAAGGAUAAUCUUCUAGAUGACCAUUAACCCACUGUUACCUAAAAAGACAUUAACAAUAACCCUAUAUUGUUUCACAACAUUCAGCCCAUUUACAAAUUUUUCUGAUUGUUUAAAGAACAUCUUCUAAAAGUGCUGGAUUUUUAAAAAGUCAAAAACCAAACUAAGCUCAUAUAUGUUCUAUGACUGUGGCUUGUUGAGGCUGAUAAGAAUUGGUCAAGAAUUUACUCUCCACCUCCUUACCUUUUUUGAAGACUCAGAAGAAGUAACCUACAUAAUAUUGUUAAUUCCAUAUUUGUCCUUUUUCUCAAGGUGGGCUUAACUUUUCCUCUUUCCUUUGUAUUUAUUUUGAACUGAAGGUUAUGUCUAGAGGCUUGAUUAGGUUUCAGAUUACACAUUUUUUACAAGACAACUUCAUAGGUAAUAGUGUACUUAAUAUUAUAAAAUAUCAGUUGGCAUACCA